Molecule: messenger RNA, 1390 nt
Organism: Helicoverpa armigera (cotton bollworm)
Lineage: Eukaryota; Metazoa; Arthropoda; Insecta; Lepidoptera; Noctuidae
Exons: 5
Coding region: 79-669 (196 amino acids)
Source: RefSeq, a predicted model, not a curated record
GAUGCUGAUGCGGUGCUCAUAGUGUAACAAUCCGGUGAAUUUUCGUGUUGCGAGUAUCGGAUCUAAACCCCAGUACAUAUGAAGCGCAAACUAUGCAGAACAUCAUUUAACUGCGAAGAUAUGGAGGAGCUCAAUGUGACGGCGUUGUCGAGACGGAAGGAGUCAGCAGCCCCGCUGACGGGGGAGAGAGACAGCACUAUAUUCCGUCACGGCUUCGGGUACCCUCUCGCUCUGGUGUUACGAUUGCGGGUUUUACAGAUAGUAUGCGGCAUAUCAGCUAUGGUGAUGGGCAGCGUGGCCUUCAUAGAGGAGCGACAGAAAUUCAACAUGGGGCUCGGUAUACCUGCUGGAGGCAUCAGCAUAUUGGCUGCAGCGGUAUCAAUUCACACAUCACGAGGCUUUAGCGCGAUGUCAGGCGUAGCGGGAGCGGGCGCGGGAGCGGCGAGCGUGCUGUGGGCGGCCGCCGCGUGUCUGCUCAUAGCCCUCGUGGUGCAAUGCUGCAGAACUAUACUCGACCCUCCUGGGAUUGAUCAUGGUGACGGCCCCAUCGAAGAAGACACAACGCCAUCUUCCCGCGAUUUAGUAGUAAUCGCUUGCGUGCAAAUCGCUCUCGCGGCCGCUACGCUCCUCAGUGCGGCGGUCUGCGCGCGCAUAGAUUGCGGAACUUGACGGGAGCCACAGCGCACGCUCACGAGACGAAGAGUGAGCGAAGCGCCCGUACCCGCUACCGCUGCCGCUUCUGCCGACAUUGUGAUCCCACCCGAAGAAGUUAUAGUCGAACGAGAAGGCAGCAGAGUUGCCUGGCUUAUAUAAAUAUUUGUAAUUUGCGAGUGGUGUCCAAACUUAAAAAAAGUGAAUUGUACUAGAGUAUAUUUUUAAUAACAUUAAAAUAUCGGUGUAAAGUUACUUUGUGUCGGUGUAAGAGUAAGCUGUAGUUUAUCAUAAUCGAUAAAAAUAUGUAGAUAAUGAUCAGAUUGCUAAUUGUCACAUAAUUGAACAUCACAAAAGUAUUUACGGAUAAAAAAUAAACAGCUUGUUUGCCUCCAGCUCCCGCAUUGAAUAAACAAAAUGCACAUACUAAAAGUCCAAACUAUAAAACGAGACUCAAACAGAAUGAUAAAAAUGUUAAAUUAAUCCGGUAACAAUGAGUUUGGAUUAAACGCGUGGCUUCGUAAAUGUUAUGUAUGAACCUGCGGCUUACGUUUCAUUUCCCGUAAUAAUACGCCAUUUUACUCGCUGAAUUCUGCUGAUAAAUUGUUAUUUCAGCCAUGUUAAACAGAACGUAUGAUGUUUACCUACUAUUUGUAGCAAACUUCCUCUUCGAUCAAUAGUAAGUAUGAUUUUCUGAAUCUUGAUCAAGCGUUUUACUUCGUCAAUACCAUGAAAUCCA